This is a messenger RNA of Neogale vison (American mink), 1803 nucleotides long. It is a transcript of the gene TNFRSF25, whose product is annotated as TNF receptor superfamily member 25. The transcript is spliced from 9 exons. Gene Ontology annotation, biological process: signal transduction. Lineage: Eukaryota; Metazoa; Chordata; Mammalia; Carnivora; Mustelidae. The record is from RefSeq and is a predicted model, not a curated record. Gene Ontology annotation, cellular component: plasma membrane. Bases 267 to 1757 code for a protein of 496 amino acids. Gene Ontology annotation, molecular function: protein binding.
GAGGGUGGGUGGACAGCCUGGAGCCUGACCUCAGGCUCGGUCCCUGCGCUGUGAAUGAAGGGGCCCAACUUCCUUGGGAAGUGUGGCAGCCCCACCCCCCACCUUUCAACUUACUUAAAGACUCAGCUAGUUAGAGGCUCAGCCGGGCGGGGCCCUUCCGCUGAGAGGAAACCCGAGCCCGGGGCCAGAGGGGUCUAGGGGCCCUAGGUGGGGAAAGAUCUGGGUCCCCCACCUUAAAGACAGCAUGGGGAUGGGGCGGCCCGCCGAUGCCGGCGCCCUGGCGGAGGCAGUACGCGCCAGAGGAGCUGGCUGGGGACGUCUGCUCUGCCUCCCCCAAGUCUGGUCUUCGCAGGGUGGGAGGGGAGCUCGCUGACCCCACAGCCAGGGGCACCUCUUCCACUCAAGAACCUGAGAAGUGGGCUGCUCUGAGGGCAAGCGGGGGUGCCCCCCGAAGUAGACCAGUUGGAGCAGGGAGGGGCCCGGUGUGGCGAGCCCUGCUGGAGCCAGCAGCGCCCGUCCUCCAGGUCCUACUCCUUGUGCUGCCGGGCGCCCGGGGCCAGCACAGCACUCCCGGUCCUCCGUGUGACUGUGCCUACAAUGUCCAGAAGAGGAGCGGUCUGUUCUGUUGCAAGGGCUGUCCAGCAGGGCACUACCUGAAGGCCCCCUGCCCAAAGCCUUGCGGAACUGCCACCUGCCUUCCGUGCCCCCGGGGCACCUUCCUGGCCAGGGAGAACCACCAUGAGACCCGCUGUAACCGCUGCCAGGCCUGUGAUGAGGAGGUCUCCCAGGUGGCCGUGACGAACUGCUCAACGGUGGCGGACACCCACUGUGGCUGUGAGCCAGGUUGGUUCCCGGAGUGCUUGGUCAAGCCCUGCAAGGUCGGCUCGCCCUUCCGCUGCCACCCAUGCUCAGACUGCAGGGCCCUGCACCGCCACACACGGGUGCCCUGUUCUGCCAGCGAUUCGAACUGCGGGACCUGCCUGCCUGGCUUCUAUGAAGAGGGCAACAGCUGCGCGCCCUGCCCCACGAGCACCCUCGGGAGCUGUCCUGAGCCCUGCGUGACUGUUUGUGGCUGGAGGCAGAUGUUCUGGGUCCAGGUGCUCCUGGCUGGCCUGGUGGUCCCACUCCUGCUUGGUGCUAUGCUGACCUAUACCUACCACCGCUGCCAACCUUGCAAGCCCAGUGUUGCUAAUUCUCUUUGUCCCUCGGCAGAUGAAGCUGGGACAGAGGCCCUGACUCCCCUACAGGCCACCCACCUCUCACCCAGGGACAGCACCCACGCUUUCCUAAUGCCACUCGGCAGGAGUGAGAAGGUCCACACCGUCCAGCUGGUUGGCAACGGCUGGAGCCCUGGCUCCCCCCAGACCCAGGAGGCACCCUGCCCACAGGUGGCAUGGUCCUGGGACACACUGCACAGCGGAACUCUUGGGCCCCCGCCGCCCCCCACGCUCUCGCCAGCGCCCCCUGCAGGCUCGGCGGCCGCCACGCUCCAGCCGGGCCCGCAGCUCUACGACGUGAUGGACGCGGUGCCCGCCCGGCGCUGGAAGGAGUUCGUGCGCACCCUGGGGCUGCGCGAGGCGGAGAUCGAGGCCGUGGAGGUGGAGGUCGGCCGCUUCCGCGACCAGCAGUACGAGAUGCUCAAGCGCUGGCGCCAGCAGCAGCCCGCGGGCUUGGGCGCCGUCUACGCGGCGCUGGAGCGCAUGGGGCUGGACGGCUGCGCCGAAGACCUGCGCAGCCGCCUGCAGCGCGGCCCAUGACCCAGGGCGUGGCCCCAUCAACCCCGCCGCCCCGGAGCUCGGCGGC